Molecule: messenger RNA, 2445 nt
Organism: Phyllotreta striolata
Lineage: Eukaryota; Metazoa; Arthropoda; Insecta; Coleoptera; Chrysomelidae
Source: the annotation of a GenBank genome assembly
UUCAUUUCCGACGACUCGCUCAAUCGGGCGUCUCGGCUUUGGGAAACUCGGCUGCUCGCGAGCCUGUCUUUUCUGUCUUCUCGCAACUUUUCUCUUCACGUUCACCGCCGAGGGUCUGCAUUUGCCAGGUCGACGACGCUUCGUUUUUCCACUAUCGACUAGAUGGAUUGGAAAAACUGACUGAUUGGAUAUCUCUCGCAACUCUCUACCACCGACCUAAAUUUCAGAGAUGUUCUAGCUGCACGAUAUGACCCGCGACGGGGACAUCCCGACCAUCUUCAAUCCUCGGGGUCGAAACAGAGCGCCCAGCGUGGUAGUUACAGAGGAAGGAGUGGCGAAUGGACCGUUCGCCAACGCCGAUUCGGUGAGCAGCCAGCAGGAAGCGGCUGAACCGCUCUCGCCGGCUCCUCCGUGCGGUUUCACCGGGAAACUCAAGUCGUGCUCCACGUCGUUUUGCUCAAAAUCAGCUCGAAAGAUCUACUUUGGAAUAUGGGUGACAGUGUGCGUGACGGCUUCAUGGGUGGGUGCAACGCAUUGCAUCAAGUAUCUGUAUCUGAAAAGACCGAAAGAUUCAGAUACAGAUGCGGAGCCCGUGCUGAUCCCACACGACACAAGUGGAAUCAAUAUGACUUUGGUGCAAACCAUAUACACGACUUCUUACCAGGCCCCGUUCUUUACUACUUGGUUCGUGACCAACUGGACAAUGCUGUUUUUUCCUCUUUAUUUCCUCUGCCGCCUGAGCAACCGGCGAUGCCAGUCGAUAUCUGAAAUCCUCUCUGAGAGCAUUAGGGACUUCAGGGAUAAAGGUUUCACUGCCGUGAGAUUCAUGACGAGAUGCAGUCUAUUUUGUAUCCUUUGGGUGGGGACUAAUUACAUGUACAUACUAUCCUUAAGGAUCCUUCUUGCGACUGACGUCAUGGCUCUUUUUGCUACUAAUGUCUCCUUUGUGUACUUACUCUCCUGGGUCAUCUUGCAUGAGCAGUUCGUUGGAAUCAGAAUAAUGGCUGUGAUAAUUUGCGACACCGGCGUAGCUUUACUUGCGUACAUGGACGGCAUUACUGGCAGCCCAACCCUCGGAGGAGUCGUUCUGGCCACAUCUGCUGCAGCUGGCUCAGCUGUAUACAAAGUGUUGUUUAAGAAGGUGAUAGGAGAUGCAACCUAUGGUCAGGUUGCGCUGUUUUUCUCGCUCAUUGGGAUGCUAAACGCCGCUUUCUUGUGGCCGUUGUGCUUGGGAUUGUUUCUAAUGGGAAUCGAGACUUUGCAUUGGAACAUGCUACCUUGGCCGGCGUUGUUAACAUCAAGUGUUCUUUCUCUAGUUGCCAAUUUAUUGGGUAAUUUUAGUGUAGCUCUAACCUACGACUUAUUUAUAACGUUAGGACUUAUAACAGCCGUCCCUGUCUCGGCAGCCCUGGAUGUGGUACUAUAUGGUGCAAGCUUCGAAGGAAUGAAAUUAGCGGGAAUGAUUCUAAUAGGUGUAGGAUUCUUUCUAGUCAUGUUCCCAGAUAAUUGGCCUGAUUAUAUUACUAGGCUCUUGAGAAAUAUCAUUAUGUUGAGCCACAGUGCGAGAUGGAGCAGGAGAAGUCGUCACGGAUCCAACGCUCCUCGUAGCCACGUGGUCGACUACAGAACGGGCUACAUACGAUCGCAUUUGCGUUCUCCAUCGGGCAGAGUACGGUGACCUAGUCAAUCGUCGGAUAUAUCUCAGUAUGGCGACACAUUCGUCUCGCCCUUUUAAGAGCAAGUGAUUGUAGUCCUAGAUCAAUAUUAAAUCAAUCUCUACAGAAUUCUAUCAGAUUCAUAGACUAGAUUUUCGAAAAGACGUUGAUAAAACUAAUAUAAAGUCAUUACUUGUAACUUUUAGACAAGACGCAGUUUGACUUUGGUGUAGACUAACGUGUUGUAUCUAAUUCUAUGAACUCAUAGAGGUAUUAUCUAUCAAACCCUUAGAUGAGGCUCUUUGUGAAAAGAGUCUCUAGCCCUUACUUAAUACGCCUUAAUAAAUUUAAUUAAGAAAAGGCACGUAUGUACUAUACAAAAUACAAACUGAUUUGUUCUAACACCAACCCUUUUAAAAUAUACUAUAAAUAGGUCGACUUUCUGACAUAUUCGUUUAGUUCUUCGUAUGGAAAAACCUAUAAUAAGCGGCAUAUAGGUACAUAUUUCUUGUUAUAUUACAUAUCUUGAACUAUCUCUUAUCCUUGUACAUAAAUUUGUAUUUGCUAUCUAACAAUCUCUCCUGUUAAAUCAUGUUGAAUCUAUAUGGUGCCGCAUAUUUUGUAUCACAACUAAAAGACAAUAUAAAUGUUCGGAAAUAUAAAGAUAGAGGGUAAAAAUGAAAUUCCUACUCUAUUAAUACCUUCAAUAAAGCUAUAGUAAUGAAAACUACUGUUUUAUUAGUAGAAAUGUAAUUCUUUUACUAAAAGUAUAAAUAAAUUAUUAACUUGG